AUGGAAAAACUGAAGUCAGAAGUAGUUAGUGAGGUGGAGGUCGAGGGGCUAGAAAAAUUGAAAGAAGCACCAAAAAAAUACAUUUUGAAAUUAAAGAUACUUAAGGAGAAAAUUGAACAGGCGGUCGUAGAUAUGGAGGUUGAUAAGUUGAAAAAUUUCGAGAACGAGGUGGAUGUGUUGAAGGAGUCGGAAAAGUCAAGGAGACUGAAAGAGGUGGAAAUAGAGGAGCUAGAAGAGGACUUGGAGAGUGAAAAGCAGACAAACGAGUUAAAGGGGGAGUCUGCGAGCUCGGAUCGCGGGAAGGAAGUCGAUAACAGUGAUCUGAGCAGCGUCUGGUUGAGCCGGGUCGCCAGGGCCAAUGGUCCUGCCAGGUCAAUCAGUCGGGUGGUGGGUCUGGUCAGGGCGGCUGGGCAGGCGAGCCCGCUUCUCGACGAAGUUAAACGCAUUGUGCAACAAACACAGUGGCCUCGAGUGCAGUUUAAUUCGAAUUUCUUAAAUUCACCUUACAAACUGGCGCAGAUCGACCUCUUAACUCGCAUACACGGAAUUUCAUCUAGGGAUUGCCACUCGCUCGCAAAUUUAUUUAUGUAUAGUGGACCAUUGGAUAAACUAGUGAAUGAGGCUGGAAGUUCAUCAGAUUAA
Molecule: messenger RNA, 642 nt
Organism: Theileria orientalis strain Shintoku
Lineage: Eukaryota; Apicomplexa; Aconoidasida; Piroplasmida; Theileriidae
Exons: 4
Coding region: 1-642 (213 amino acids)
Source: RefSeq, a predicted model, not a curated record